Messenger RNA from Aspergillus caelatus, 1809 nucleotides. Its product is annotated as putative flavin-containing amine oxidase. Gene Ontology annotation, molecular function: oxidoreductase activity. Lineage: Eukaryota; Fungi; Ascomycota; Eurotiomycetes; Eurotiales; Aspergillaceae. The transcript has 2 exons. Bases 1 to 1809 code for a protein of 602 amino acids. The record is from RefSeq and is a predicted model, not a curated record.
AUGGCAUCCAACGUCAAAACUGUGGAUUUGUCCAACACAUCAAGCGCCUACUAUGCCGCUGGCACGGUCACUGAGGAAGGGAGAUUGCUCCACAUCGCUGGUCAACCGGGCUCGACAAAGGAUGGAACGGUCCCGGAUGACUACGAAUCUCAGAUUCAUCUCUCCUUGUUCAACUUGCGGAAAAUCAUUAUCGCAGCAGGGGCUUCUGUUGAAGACAUUGCGAAAUUGAAUAUCUUGAUUGUCAAUUAUGAUGCCGGGAACCGUAAACACACUCGUCAUGUGCAGAAGUUCUUGAGCGGGCAUCGACCUGCCAUCACGCUUAUUCCCGUACAUCAGCUUGCUGUUCCGUCGUGGCUCGUGGAAAUUGAUGCAGUGGUGGCUCUACCCAAACCUCGCCUUCCCCCUGUGCUCCCGCAGGUCACUCAAAAGGUUGAUGUUAUAGUCAUCGGCGCUGGUUUAGCUGGUUUGACAGCGGCAGAGGAAGUUCUUCGAGCUGGGAAGUCGUGCGUGGUCCUCGAAGCCCGUGAUCGCGUUGGAGGCAAAACCUGGAGUACGCAGCUGGACGGUGGCCAGGGCACUGUUGAUCUCGGCGCUGCCUGGAUUAAUAACACCAAUCAAACUCAAAUCUAUGCUCUAGCGAAACGCUUUGGUGCUGAUCUUAUCGAGCAAAAUACUCAAGGAAAUGCCGUACUGCAGGAUUUCGAUGGCUCCUGCUCCCCCUUUCCUUACGGAGAGCUUCCGAACUUUGAUGAGUCCACCCGCUCUCACCUUGCCGAAAUCCGUGAUAUGUGUGAAGCUGACUGUCAGGCUCUUGAUACUUGGAGGCCGAGAGACACUUCUUUGGACUCCCUAACUUUGGAGGCAUACCUCCGUUCUCGCGGUGCCAGCGAAGUUGCCAUUGCUACAGCUUCUAUUUGGACCCGAGCCAUGCUUGGCCAAGACCCUCGUGAUAUAUCCGCUCUCUACUUUCUCAAUUAUUGCAAGUCUGGGGGUGGAUUAUUGCAAAUGCGGUCCGAUCGGAAAGGAGGUGGACAGCAUCUGCGGGUUCGCCAGGGAACUCAAAUCUUUGCUCUCGGGCUCGAGUCCUCGCUGCCAUCAGGAACUGUCAAGCUUUCCAGUCCGGUUCAUUCCAUAACUCAGGAUGAUCAAUCCGUCAAGGUACAUGCUAGCGCAGGUGUCUAUGCUGGUCGCAAAUUGAUCACUACUGUACCAACUCCUGCUUUGAAAAACAUGUCUUUCCACCCAGAGCUACCCCCAGCCAAGAAAGCCUGGAUCCAGUCAACCUCCUAUGGCUACUAUACCAAGGCCAUGCUACAAUUUAAAUCACCGUUCUGGAUCGAGCGGGGAUUCUGUGGACUUGCCCAAUCAUUCAUCGGCCCGGCCAGUGUAGUCCGGGACACGUCAAGCACCGUUGAUCAUAAAUACAUCCUGACCUGCUUCAUGGCUGGAGACCAUGGCCUUUCGUGGUCAAAACUAUCCACAAAGGACCGGGAGGAGGCCUUGCUGAAGCAGCUUGAGCAGUUGUAUGGCGCUCUUGACCUUGCCUCCAUAUUCAUUCAGAUGACUGCUUAUGAUUGGAUUGAUGAUGAGUGGUCCGGUCGAGGUUGUCCAUCGACAGCAUUGAGUCCAGGUGUGCUUGACACGCUGGGUGGGGAUACGCUGCGUGAAAGCUGGAGAAACAUUCAUUUUGCCGGUACUGAGACAGCUGGCGAAUGGAAGGGAUAUAUGGAAGGUGCAGUCAGAAGUGGGCAAAGGGCUGCUAUUGAGGUUCUGAAGGGUCUGGAUGCUGGCAUGGUCGCGCGUCUAUAG